AUGUCAUUAACUUUGAAAAAGUUAGGGAUUGAGUAUAAGGAAAUAUCUUUAGCUCAAGCUAAUGAAGCAAGUUAAUCUAUAAGACAAAUGAGAUUGGAAUAAAUAUUAGUUGGAGAUUGCGAAAACUUUGGUUGGUAAAACCUCAUCAAUAGACAUGACUUGAUUUAAGUUAAAAACUUAGAUAAGACAUCAAAAGAUUCAAAGAAAAAAAACUUAACCAAAACUUUAUUUAUCUUUAGUAAUUCAAAUCCUUUAAGGAAAGGAAUAACAUAACUGAUUUAGAAUUAGUAAGAUAAUUUCAAUUUAAUAUAGAAACUAUAAAUAUUUUAUAAUCUUAAUUGCAGCAACAUGUCUAAUACCAUAUUGUAUUAAUGAAAAAAGAUUGGCAAUAAGUAUAGAAGUAGUAUGUAAUAUUAUAUUUGGUUUUGACAUUCUAUUAUUUAUGAUAGCAUAUGGUGUGAUUUUAGAUAAAAAAAGCUAUCUAAGAGAUUGUUGGAAUAUUGUAAAUGUUUUAGCAUUUAUUUUUACUUGGUUUAUAUUUCUGGAAGACAAUAAAGUUAAUGAUGUUAUUAAAACAAUUAGAAUUUUACGAUUGUUUAGGCUUAUAUAGGAAAUACCCCUAUUAAGAAUUUAGUUUACAGCUUAUGUGAGUAGUUUUUUAAAGCUUAAAUAAGUACUAAUUCCAAUAUUUUUGGUGAUGAUUUAUUUUGCAAUAAUUGGAUUACAUUUAUUUAUAGGAUUGACAGAGAAAAGAUGUAGAAUAACACCAGAACCAAUUGAUGGUGUUUGGUUGGCUGAUGAUGAAGUUUUAAAACUUUGUGGAAUUUGGGAAUGUCCUGAGAACUUAUAUUGUGGAAGUCCAGUUGAUCAUAAUCUUCCUAAAAAUAUGACUGAAAAUGAUGUGGCUGAUUUUAGUUGGGAUUUUAUUAGGUUUGAUGACUUUUUUCAUUCUUUAUUAGUUGUCUUUACAUUUUUAAAUGUUACAGGAUGGUCUGGAACAACAUUCAUGGUAUUUCUAUUUAAAAUAUUCAACUUAGUUUUGGAAAGCUAUGACUACUUAUGUUACAGCAACAUACUUUUUAGUUUUAAUUGUGUUAUUAGCCUUUAUAUUAUCCAAUUUAUUAUUAGCAUUGUUUUAUGAAUCAUUUAUGGAGAAAUCUUCAAUAAAGAAUUCUUCAAGUAAAGCAAAAAAAUAAGAGUAGGAAAUUGAAGAAGAUUUGAAAAAAAAAAAUUAGGAAUAAUUAAUGAAUAGGUUGGCUUUGAUGAGUAAAUCAAAAGGAUAAUUAGUAGGUCACAAUUAAUCUUUUAAUGGUUAAUUGCCUUUUGAUUAAUAAUUUCAAUUCGAUUAAACAACUUAAUAAUAAUAAGAAUAAAUAAGAUUUUUUGAUUCUCUUUCAAAUUCUAAAAAUUUCAAUUUUAUAAAUAACUUAUGUAUAAUUUUAUCAGCUUUAGCAAUAAUAAUUGACUAUAAAGGAAUUUCGAAAAGGGCUUUAGAAUAAUUAUAAAUGGUUGAUUUCUUUUGUAUUGUUUAUUCACUAGUGGAAAUGGCUAUUUUAAUAUCAGGUAAAGGUUUGAAAGGAUAUUUUUCUAAGGACAUAAACAAAUUUGAUUUCUUUGUAAUAUCCAGCUAAUGGAUAUUAAUUUUUGUAUUAGUAGUAAUAGAUGAAUCAUUAGUUAUAAAUCACAAUGUUUAUGUUACAUUUUUCAAAUCAUUAAAGAUUUUGAGGGUAUUUAGAUUUGUUUAUAAUGCCAAAUUAUUUUACACAAUAACUUUAUUAAUGAGAUCAUUGGUAAACACAUUAACAAGACUUAAGAGUAUUUUGGCACUUUGGGCAUGUUUGGUAAUAUUAAUAGCAGUAGUUGGAAAAAGUCUGCUUUAAGAUAAAUUAUAAGAAGAAGAAAUGACAAUUUAUUACGAUGAUUUUGGCUCAGCUUUAAUGGCUGCAGUAAAUAUAUUUUAUAACGAAGAAUGGCAUGUGACAAUGUAUAAAUAUGCUCGUCAUACCUAUGUUUCAUUUUUCUAUUCCAUUUUCAGUGUCAUAUUAGGUUAAAUAUUUUUUAUCAGAUUAUUGAUGGCCGUUUUUUUGAAUGAAUUUGUUUAACAAUUAAAAAAAAUAGAGGAAGAAUUGAAACCUAUCGAUUUUAAAUAAUUUAUACAAUCCAUAUUAUAAUGUUUAUAAUCAAAGGAUAAAAAGAAGAAUUAAAAAAUAACUAAAUAUAUAACUUAAAAAUCAGAUGAAAAAAAUUAGAUAGCAGAAGAAAGUGAAGCAAGGCCAAAGAAAGACAAAAACAAUGAAAAUAGAAUUAAUUCAAUAUUAAAUUAAAAUGUGCCUUAAUAAGAACUUGACGAACUUUAGAAUUGGUUAUAAGUUGAUCUCUAAAAAUAAGAACAAUAAGAGAUAAAAUCUAAUUUGAGUAAUAAUAAUGUAUAAAAUGAGAGAGAGAGUGUUCGAAAUUUGAAUUAAACAAAGAGUAAUAUUAAUAUAUCGAAAACAGAAUAAAUUGUAGAUUCAUUUAUAUUUUAACUUUUUGCUUUAUUAAUAGUUUUAGCCAGUACAAUAAGAGUUGGAAUGACUACUCCAUUUCUUGAUCCGAAUUCAGACACCAGUUAGAUAUUAAAAAUAGUUAACAUAACCACAACUAUAUUAUUUAUAGUUUAGAUUAUUUUAAAUAUAAUAGCAAGAGGAUUUAUAAUAGGUGAGAAUUCUUAUAUUUAAAGAUCUCCUUACAAUAUUUUAAAUGUAAUAGUAACAUUGGUUGAAAUUAUCAGCUUAUUUGCUCCUAGCCAUACGAUAUUUCAUUUUUUUUCAAGUUUAAGAAUUAUUGAAUUUAUAAGAAUUGGUGCAUUAUUGAAUACUAGUAUUAAUUAUAUUUCUUAAGCAUUGCUUAAGGCUUUUUAAACAAUGAUUUAGCUUAGUAUCUUUUGUUUUAUUAUAUUACUGAUUUAUGGAACUUUUGCGACAAAAAUACUUAAAGGAGCAUUUUUUUAUUGUUCAGGAAUUUCAAAUGAAGAGGAAUAUAUAAUAAAUGAUAAAUGGGAUUGUCUUGAUCAUGGAGGAUCAUGGAUUAAUAGAAUUUUAGGAUAUGACAAUAUAUUUGACAGUGCAUUAACUUUAUUUGUGACAGCAACUACUGAAGCAUGGUUGGAAAUAUUAAUUCAUACCUGGAGUGCUAGAGGAGUAGAUUUAACACCUUAGAAUAAUAACAAUAGAUGGUGGGCAGUUUACUUUUAAGUAUUUUUUUUUAUUGGAAAUAUUUGCAUGCUUAAUAUGUUUAUAAGUUUAGUAGUUGAAACAUAUUAAUAAACGAAAAUUAAGGCUUAAGGAAUGUCAGAAUUGGAUAGUAAUCAAAGAGAGUGGUUGUCAAUAAAAUAAAGCAUUAAUCACUUGAAACCAAGAAGAUUAUAUGAAAAACCAAAAUCUAAAGUUGGCUUGUUUAUUUAUAGCAUUGCAGAAAGCAAAGCAACAAAAUAUUUUUGGCAUGCAUUAAUCUUGUUAAAUACUUUUACUUUAGCCUUAUAUUAUGAUAGAUAAGACAAAGAUUUUAUAUAAGCACUUGAUUUAAUAAAUCUUAUUUGUACAUUAUCUUUUACUGUAGAAGUAUUAUCUAGAGUUAUUGCUAAAUUUCCAAACAUUUAUGAUCGUGAUCCUUUUAUAAUAGUAGAUGUUUUAGGUAUUAUAAUUAAUCUUGUGAAUUAAUUUAGUAUAUCUUAAAUGAACGAUUAAUUCUAUCUUUAAAGAGGAUUUGAAGCUCUUUCAGUUGGAUUUUAGUUACUCAGAAAUUAUUACAUUAUAAAGUAAGUUUUACUAUUUACUAUUUUUAGACGCUUUCCUGAAUUAGAAAAACUAUUUCAUACAAUAUUCUCUGUUGUACCUUCUGCUCUAUCGAUGUUAUUUAUCAUGUUUAUAUUUUUAUUUAUAUUUGCAUGUUUGGGAAUGGAUUUAUUUGGUUAUUUAAGACCAUAGAAUAAGAUGGAAGGAUUUGAUUUGCAUUUUAAAAAGUUCACAACUGCAAUGUUCUCUUUGAUUAGAGUUGCAAGUUCUGAAGAAUGGUGGGCUUUACUUAUUGAUUCUGUAAGGAUCAGAAAUCCUGAUUUUGCAUGCAUUUAUAUUAAUAAUUAUGAGGAGUUUUAAUUGUAUGGAUAUAAUGGAUGUGGUACCCAUUGGGCCUAUGUAUUUUAUGUAUCAUUUCAUUUGAUAUUUUCACUUGUUAUUUUAAAUUUAUUUAUUGCCUCCAUUUUAGGUGCUUAUGAAGAACAUGCCAAAUAGGAAUAAAGUGCGAUAUCUAAAUAUUAAUUGCAUGAUGUUUUAAAUUAUUGGGCAUAAUAUGAUCCAAAAGGAACUGGAUUCUUGAAUUAUAAACAAUUCUGGAAAUUAUCUUCAGAAAUAGCUAUUUGCUUUGGAGUUCCAGUAAAAGAAUUAUUAGAUCCUGCAAAUAAAAAGAAUUUCUUGAAGGCUUUAAACAUUCCUUUAUAUGAAGAUGGAGAAGGAUUGAUAGGUUAUCUAUUUCAUGAUGUUAUUGUAAGUUUAACUAGAUUAUCAGUUGAAUUAAAAUAUGGUGUGAGAGAGUAUUAUUCAAUAAUUAUUUAAUAGUUUAGAAUCUGAUACUUAUAAAGGUAAAGAAUUUGUACAUCAAUAUUACAAAAAAUUCAAGAAGACUCCCUAUUAUAGCGGUUAGAUGUCUACAAUGAUCUACUUGUAAGCUAAAGCUAGAAUGUUGAUAAACAAAAAAAAAGGUGUAAAAUGUCUUGAUAUUGGUGCUUUGAAAUAAGAACUUCAAUGUUAAAAUGAUGGUGAUAAAUUUGAUAAUUCUUGA
Messenger RNA from Paramecium sonneborni, 4815 nucleotides. NCBI's taxonomy places the organism in Eukaryota, Ciliophora, Oligohymenophorea, Peniculida, Parameciidae. The record is from the annotation of a GenBank genome assembly.